AUGGAAAACUUCCUUGACACAGAAACAAAAGCAGAUACGUGGGAGAAAAAGGAUUUCCGCUUCAUCAGUGAGGAUGAAAUGACCUGGUUUGAGUCUCGCGGUAUGAUGCCCAUCAAAGUACUCGCCGAGCCUGGUGACUUGAUUAUCUGGGAUUCACGCACAGUGCACUGGGGUGGUGAGCCCACGGCCGAUAGUAACACUAUUAGAACGGUUAUUUACGCGUCAUAUUCACCGGCGAAAUUGGCUACGCGGGAGACUCUUGAGCGGAAGAAAGAAGCAUUUGAAUCAUUCCUGGCAACCACUCACUGGGCACAUGAUAAUGUUGUCAUUCGUGAGAGAGAAGCUUGUUUCGACGAUGGGAGCGUGGAUCCUCGCAAUAGAUCUAAGCCUCUUGAGGAGCCUGAGUAUUCGGAUCGCUUGCUCCAAUUGGCGGGUCUCAAGUCUUACUGA
Molecule: messenger RNA, 450 nt
Organism: Penicillium cosmopolitanum
Lineage: Eukaryota; Fungi; Ascomycota; Eurotiomycetes; Eurotiales; Aspergillaceae
Exons: 1
Coding region: 1-450 (149 amino acids)
Source: RefSeq, a predicted model, not a curated record